Molecule: messenger RNA, 1110 nt
Organism: Osmerus eperlanus (European smelt)
Lineage: Eukaryota; Metazoa; Chordata; Actinopteri; Osmeriformes; Osmeridae
Product: troponin T, fast skeletal muscle isoforms-like
Exons: 12
Coding region: 164-850 (228 amino acids)
Biological process (GO): regulation of muscle contraction; sarcomere organization; muscle contraction
Cellular component (GO): troponin complex
Molecular function (GO): tropomyosin binding; troponin I binding; troponin C binding
Source: RefSeq, a predicted model, not a curated record
CUUACCCCCACAACUUCAGCCAAUAAGGGGCUUCAAAAUAUCAAAUAUCAUUAUAACACAAGGACUUAUUCUCUGACCAAAGUUGACAGAACCUUACAGCCAAUCGCCACCACCAGAGAGCCUACUUCUUUCAGCUUUUCAGAGGUUUACAUCCACUGUGAACAUGUCUGACACCGAAGCCGAUAACCUAGAAGAAAAGCCAAAGCCAAAACCUACUGCUCCUAAGAUCCCUGAUGGAGAGAAGGUGGACUUUGAUGACAUCCAUAAGAAGAGACAGAACAAGGACCUGGUUGAGCUGCAGGGACUGAUCGACGCUCACUUUGUGGGCAGGAAGAAGGAGGAGGAGGAGCUCCUUGCUCUCAUGGCCAGAAUUGAGAAACGUAGGACUGAGAGGGCUGAACAGCAGAGAAUCCGCGCUGAAAAAGACAAGGAGCGCCAAGCGAAACGUGAGGCUGAGAGGCUGAAGAGGGAGGAAGCGGAUGCCAAUAAGAGAGCUGAGGAAGAUGCUAAGAAGAAGUCUGCUCUGUCCAACAUGGGCUCCAGCUACAGCAGCCAUCUGCAGAAGGCUGACUCGAAGAGAGGUGGUGGUAAGAAGCAGACUGAGAGAGAAAAGAAGAAGAAGAUUCUUUCAGACAGACGCAAAGCGAUCAACAUCGAUCAUCUGAAUGAAGAAAAGCUCAAGGAAAAGGCUAAAGAGCUGUGGGACUGGAUGUAUCUUCUUGAGGCUGAGAAAUUUGAUCACCUUGAGAAACUGAAAAGGCAGAAGUAUGAGGUUGUAUCCCUCAGAAAUCGCAUUGAUGAGCUGCAGAAGCACAGCAAGAAGGGAGCCGCCACCCGCCGCAGAAAGUAGACUACACAUUCAAGAGGCCACAGAAACAGCCCUGGAGCGACAAAACCUUCAAUACCGUCUGUCCAUUACAGCUCCUCAGACACCAUAUAGACCUACAUCAAUUGCACAAAAACGACAACAUCUUGACGUGUCACUGCCUGUUUCGCGUUAUGUGGAAUUAUGUUGUCAUGAAGUCAGUCAGUUUCUUUAUUGUGUUCAUAAAGACCUGACUAGGCCUAUAGGUUUUUAUGACUUUUUUUGUAAAUAAAGGGUGAAGCCUC